AUGUUGUUCUCGUUGACAGCAUGGGGUUGGGGAGGAGUUUAUUAUUCUUUUCUUUGUAGCAGCAGCAACUGCCUCGGUAACCAACCCAAAACAAAACUUCUUGAACCAAGAAACAGUUCCCUCCUUUUCUCUGUUCUCUGUGGCCUCAGAAGCCUACUUCUAGAAGAGCCUCAAUUCCCAUUGUUUCGGUCCAGAAUCAAGGCCUUCUUUUACGGCAAUUCCUCUUCUUCUGGUUCUUGUAAGUUCAGGUUCUUCAUGACUUGGAUUUCACCAUUGAAGGCAUUUGGUGUAAGAGAAUUGCUUUCCGUGGAGAGCAUGUUCAAGUCUCACCGUGAAGCUUGUUUGGUCAUAGUUUCAAAGUCAAUGGACUCUGACACAGGAACUCAGAUUCUGAAUCCUUUUGUGAAAAAAGGAUUCAGGGUCACUGCCAGUGCACCUGAUUUCAAAUACAUAUUCAAGGGAACUCAUGCUGAAUCAUGGUUUCAAAAGUUAAAGGAAGGGAAUGUGAACCCCGGUGAAGUUUUCUUGGGACAAAACCUCUCCAAUUUGCUUAGGCUUGCAUUGUUGUACAAGUUUGGAGGUGCAUACAUUGAGGCUGAUGUAGUGGUCUUGAAGAUCUUCUCCAAAUUAAGGAACACAAUUGGAGCUCUGAAUCUUGAUCCAAGAACUGGUGAAUGGAGUCGUUUGAACAAUGCAGUGUUGGUAUUUGACAAGAAGCACCCUUUGCUUUUCAAGUUCAUUCAAGAAUUUGCACUCACUUUUGAUGGGAAUAAAUGGGGUCAUAAUGGUCCUUACUUGAUUUUAAGGGUGGUUUCUAGGGUGAGAAGGAACCAGCAAGAAGGGUUUGAGAAAACCAAAGGCAUGGUUUCCAACGUAACAAGUCCCUUCUAUCUUUAAUUCCAAGUUACCUUGGCCUCAACUAAGACUAGGAAACUAUUCACUUUUUCUUAGCUUGUUAACAUUGUUGGAUUUCAAGCAGAAAACCGUUAUAAAUUCAUACUCAUCAUAGCCAUUGUUACUGUUUCACGAUUUCCUGCUAGAGUCAAAGUCAAGAAAGCAUUAGAUGUGUGUUUGUAAUAAAAACUUUUGUUUGAAAGGAGUUCUAUAUGAUUGUGCAGUCCAAGUGGUAAUGAUCCUGAAGAGUCAAGGAUACCACCUCCAAGAAAUUGAUUCAUUUGCAAGCAUAGGUUUAAAUUAUACAUGAUACUUUAAAGUUUAAUAGAGUAGCAAAUAAAUAAGUACCUCUUUAUCUGAUAGAAAAAUGCCUGACUCACUUUCAAGUUGUAAUGUUGAUUAAAAGAACCAAUGCACCAACAUAAAAGAAGUCAGAAAAAUACUCAAGAGGUUGCUAGGCAUUAUAAAUAAAAUUCGUGAGAUGCUGCUUAUCAGUUUUGGCAAGAAAACUAAGUGAAACUAUCUUGAAUCAGAAAGAUAGAAAGCAAUAAACUAUAGAAAAAAAAGGAAUUAAGUUUUGUGCUUUGUUAUUGAUCAUAAAAGAAGAAAUCAGAAUCAUAGCUUUCUCUCUACAAUGAAUUACACUAUACAUCAACUGGCCUCUCUCUAUUAUAUACUCUCCACAAAAAUUUAUGGUCCUAUCAUACAGUGUUAAAACUCACAAUAUAGGCACGGAUAAAAAGAAAGAAAGAAAGCACAUGCAGGAACAAAAAAUGAGACUUAAAUAAUUAAGUCUAAGUCGGUUAACAUCAAACGAAAAAUUUUCAAGCUCAGGGACCCUAGUUUGUUCAAAGGAAUUAGAUUAGCAUAUUAAGUAUUUUUUGGUCUGCUCUAUAUAGUUAGAAAUUAUUUUUAUUAUUUUAAAAGCAAAUUAAAGUUCCUCCACUCAUUUUACAAAGAAUAGCUAAAUAGUGACAUAAAGUCUUACUUGAGUUCUUAUAUUCUGUGCAAUCUGUACAAGGAGUAUAAUCACUUCCAAGAUAACUUAAAAAAACUAGGAACUUGGCUUUUUUUAAAUAAACAACUUUAAGAGUUGUAUACAAGAAAAUUGCCAACCAAAACCAGGAAGCAAACAGUGAAUACCAGAAAAGUUGUAUACAGUAAGUAAAAGAGAACAUGACCUGUUCAUUAUAGAACUCAAAACCGGUAAUGCUAAAUUGGUACUGAGAAGUAGCACUUGAAUCUGAGUUGGCUAAAUUAAAUAGCUCCUCAAAUCAACAAAAGAGAGUUUGUUGUAUGAGUUUUCACCGGUGAUCAAAUUGUUAUAAAAUAUGUGUAUUGUGACAAUCCUGAAAAUUGAGUAUGAUCCACUAUAAUUUUCUUUUUAUUCUUUUUGCACUUUUUCUAGUGAUAAAAUUUACUCAAUGCACCUAUUUUAUUUCAACUACCAUGUUCUAAGAUCACAAUUUUAGUCACAUGCUUCUCUGGUAACUUACCCACGUGAAAAGUGUUCUAUUUGAUAAGGUAAGGAUAACAAUGAUGUUAGAUAUUAGAUAAAUCUAUAUGAGAUAAUAAUAAGUGAAUUUUUUUUCGUUAUUUAUAAAGAUUAUAUAGAAUGUGAUGAAGGAUCCAUGAUGAAGGUUUAAAAGCUGCAGCAUUAACGUUUGGUAAAAUCAAAUUAAAAAUGACUUUUAAUAAGCACAAGCACUACAAUUAUGUUUGGUAAAAUAGAUUUUAAAACUUAAAAAAAUUAUAAUAAACAUGUUUAUAACAAAAAAUAAUUUAUUUUUUAAAAUUCUUUAAAAUUUUAUAUAAUGCAGAUAUCGAUGAUGCUUCUCGCCUCAAGAUAAGAACAAGAUAUCUAUUAAUCAAAAUGAAGCUAGAGCAGAACCUUAUUGAUGCUUACUCUGGAGAAAGUUGGAAAGGCCAGAGUAGAGAAAAGAUUAGGCCAGAAAAGGAGCUACAAAGAGCACGAAAGCAGAUUUUAAAAUGUAAACUUAGUAUUCGUGAUGCUAUUCACCAGUUGGAUUCUCUUAGUUCGUUGAAUAGCAGCGAAAAUUCUGUCAUUGUUCCAGAUGGAUCUAACUGCCAUGAAUAUGUGAGCAAACAAAAACUGUGAAAAGAUUCAAUUUGUAAUGUUCAAGCAUUUUGUGUUCAUUUAUAGACUCAUGAGCAUGUUUAUCACCU
Arachis ipaensis is the source of this 3081-nucleotide messenger RNA. NCBI's taxonomy places the organism in Eukaryota, Viridiplantae, Streptophyta, Magnoliopsida, Fabales, Fabaceae. The record is from RefSeq and is a predicted model, not a curated record.